CUCCUACUUGCAUCCUCGUAAUGUGAGGUGUCUAUCGAAGUAGCCCACCAGGACGAUGAUCGCAUACACCCUCAUUCUAGGCCUCGUAGGCCUGCUUGUCUUUGACUAUAUCUGGCGGCUUGCCAAGAACAUUCGUAUCGCGAAGCGCUCCAAGCUUCCUUAUGCUGUGGCCCCGUACAGCGUCAGCAUCAUAUUCCUUGCCGUUUCCGGUCCAGCGCUCCCGUACAUUGUCGAAAACUGGCUUCCCCAAUGGAUCGGCGAUAUCCUGUACGAUAAUCUGGGCGCUUUUCGCUGGUCGAUCAAGGAUCGCCAGGUAAAGAGAUAUGGGAAACUCUACAUGCUUGUUAGUCCCAAAAAUGUUACGCUCAGUGUCGCGGAUGCGUCGGUGGUCUGUCAAAUCGUCAACGCGCGCCAGGACUUUCCUAAGCCGACCUUUCUCUAUCGUAUCUUGGACAUGUAUGGACCCAACGUGGUCCUGUGUGAGGACAAAGAAUGGACACACCACCGCCGACACACAGCAACUACCUUUCACGAGAAGAACAACGCCCUGGUUUGGAAGGAGUCUGUCGAGCAGACGCGCGAAAUGAUUGAACAAUGGGCGGGCGCAUCUCCUGUAGAUUCUCCACAAGGACCAGGAUUCACGGUUCAGAGUACCAGGGACGAUAUUCACAAACUGACUUUGAACGUGCUCACUGGCGCAGGGUUUGGGGUACCAAUGCCCUUCAAGCCAGUACAGCUGGACUCUCUCCAGAACCCAGAGGACAUCUUCAAGGACAGUUCCACGCCACCGGCAGGAUUCGACUUUACUUUCCGGUCGGUUGUGGCAUAUAUGAAUUUGAACAUUGUCAACAUGGUCCUGGCAAAUAAUAUACUGCCUAAAUGGGUGCCGAGAGCGUUGGUGCCAUUCUUCAAGAAAGACUUUGCGGCUCAUCGGGACUUGGACCACUAUCUGCAGAGGUUGAUCAGUACAACCGAAUCUGGAUUGGGCGACACUGAAACUGCCUCCAACCUUAUAGAGGGAAUGCUGAUCUCCAGAAAACCCGGCAAUGCCAAGGAUGAGGGUUUGUCCGACCGAGAGGUCAUUAGCAACAUGCAUAUAUUCACCAUUGCAGGACAUGAAACAACAGCAACGACCCUGAGGUUUGCUCUUGUGCUUCUGGCCCUCCACCAAGAUGUGCAGGACUGGGUGUAUGGCGAUAUAUCGGAGGCAACCAAGGACGAGCCGUCACAAAUCGAGGACUGGGACUAUGACAACGUGUUCCCGAAGCUCGUUACUCCUCUAUGCAUGAUGCUCGAGACAAUGCGUCUCUACCCACCGGUUAUUUCUGUGCCCAAAUAUACGGGCGACUCCCCGAGUACCAUCCACUACAACGGCAAGGACUAUGUUUUAGAGCCUCAUGUCAAUAUCAACCUGAACGCGGGCAGUCUUCACUAUUCUGAAGAGUACUGGGGAAGCGACGCUAGGCUCUUUCAACCACAGCGAUGGGACGCCCGCAACAAGGAUAGCUUCUUGGCUCAGAACGACGAUCUACCAGGCCUUUCUGGUCCUGGUUUGGAAUACCCCACCAUUCAUAAACCGGUUCGAGGUGCUUUCAUUCCGUUCAGCGAUGGGUUCCGCGCCUGUCUGGGGAAGAAAUUCGCGCAAGUCGAAUUCGUUGCCGCGCUUACAGCGCUUCUCCGCGAAUAUCGGGUCGAGUUGGUUGACAACAGUGAAGAAGGCCGACGAGAUGCAGAACGAAUUUUGGCACAGAGUUCCACGAUUAUAACCCUGGCAAUGAAGGAGAAUGUUCCUUUGCUUUUCCGUAAGAGAUGAUUAUAUGGAGAAGUUGUGGGUGUGGUGGAAAGGCUGGCAAAGCACACAAGGACAUUCUAAAACAACUAGGGACCAGACAGGGUCAGGGUCAGGACGUACUACAAAGAAUUUGUAACAACCAACAAUGAAAUCUCUCCUAGCUGAUAGCAUCAUGAAAGUUUUUGUUCUGUG
This is a messenger RNA of Aspergillus ibericus CBS 121593, 1984 nucleotides long. RefSeq names its product cytochrome P450. The coding region runs from base 56 to 1813 and encodes 585 amino acids. The record is from RefSeq and is a predicted model, not a curated record. Lineage: Eukaryota; Fungi; Ascomycota; Eurotiomycetes; Eurotiales; Aspergillaceae. Gene Ontology annotation, molecular function: iron ion binding; monooxygenase activity; heme binding. The transcript has 4 exons.